AAAUUUCCGAAUGUUUGAAUGAUUUCUAAAACUGGGGUGGAGGGAAUUUUCUUUAAAAGCUAAGCAUUUUAUUAAACAAAAUUUAAAGAAAAAAAGCUGGAAAAUGUGGGAAGAUUCAGUCCACAAUAUGGGCUCAAAUGCAGCAGCAGCAGCAGCGGCGUGUGGAAGAAUAUAGGAACAUAUCGAUCAAACAUGAUAUAUUCCAGCUCUAUUGCCUUUCUAUUUUCAUAUUAUUUUUUCUUCUAGGUUAGAUUUUGUAUAAACCCAAUUUAUUUAUUUUUUUCAAAUCAAUUCAAGUAGUGAGAUUGUUGGCUUUGCCUGGUCUUUGGAGGUAAGAGUCUAAGCUUUUGCAAGUGGUUGUUGGACCUCGCUGGAGUUUACUUUAAGGGGGGCCAUUGCCAUUGCCAUUGCCCAUUGGCCAACCCAACCAAACUUCCCCGUUCCCUCGAUUUGCAGAAUUUAGUUACAACCUUAAUCAUACUUGUCCUUUCCUUAUGCUUUGUAUUCCACGCGCCCAAGGGAGCACCUAAACACCGCCCCAGCGGCUACUCCCGCGUUGGAUUCAACGACAAAAAGGAGUUCGCUUCUGAAGGGGUGAGCUCCGGAGACAGGUUCGGAAAGAGGUUUGGAGUAUGUGAGAAAAGCGACAGACGGAGAGAGAUUCAAAGAAGAGUGGGAGUAUAAAGCAGAGUAAGCUUUCUUUUCUACUUUGUGUAGAGAAAAAAAUAAAAAGGGUAAUGGAGAAUGUGAUUGUGUUGUAGAAGUUAUGUGUUAAUAUCAAAAAGGAAACUUCAACUCCAACUUCCCCACAAAAAUAUCACAGCAAAAAAACCCACCAAACUUUGCUUUCUUUUCUCUUUCUAUAUAUGUUUUCUGUAUUUGUUUUCUUUGUUUGAUCUCUCAUUUUAAGUUCCAUUUUCUGUCAUUCGGGUGGGAUUUUGGUUUUUGAUCUUGGAGUUGUGAGAUUUUUGUUUUCUUCUUCUUAGAAUAAUUUGUGGAAGAGAAAAUGGCGGCAGAGGGAACAUUGUCGUUUUCAGUUGCUUCAGUUGUGGAACAUGUACUGCAACAGCAUGGAAAUCGCUCUGAAGAUCUUGAUUUGGAAUCUAGAAAAGCUGAGGAAGCUGCAUCAAGGAGGUAUGAAGCGGCUGGAUGGCUAAGGAAGAUGGUAGGAAUAGUCGCGGCUAAAGAUUUGCCUGCAGAGCCAUCAGAGGAAGAAUUUAGGCUUGGUUUGAGGAGUGGAAUAAUCCUCUGCAAUGUUCUCAAUAAAGUUCAACCUGGAGCUGUUCCUAAGGUAGUGGAAAGUCCAUGCGAUGCAGCUCUCAUACCUGAUGGAGCGGCAUUGUCAGCAUUUCAGUACUUUGAAAAUGUAAGGAAUUUCUUGGUAGCUGGGCAAGAAUUGGGGCUUCCUACUUUUGAGGCAUCUGAUCUAGAACAAGGAGGCAAAUCUGCAAGGGUUGUGAAUUGUGUUCUAGCGCUCAAGUCCUAUAACGAAUGGAAGCUCACAGGUGGAAAUGGAGUGUGGAAGUUUGGUGGAAAUAUAAAACCUACCACCACCACUUUGGGAAAGUCAUUUGUAAGAAAAAACUCAGAGCCUUUCACGAACUCCUUGCAAAGGACUUCAUCGAUGGACGACAAAUUAUCAAAUGGUCACUCCAAUGAAAUUGAUCCUAAUAAAAUGUGCAAGCAGGCCAGUUCUGGUUCGUUAAGUAUGCUGGUUCGUGCCAUUUUAAUAGAUAAAAAGCCUGAAGAAGUUCCAAUGCUGGUUGAAUCUGUGCUCAGUAAACUUGUAGAGGAGUUUGAGCAUCGGAUUGCAAGCCAAUAUGAAGUGAUGAGGAUGACUUCAAAAGACAUCACUCCUCAUUUCAGCAAGUCUCUAUUGAAACAAACUCCUGGGGAUAAGAAGAUUGAGGAAAAGAACAUCAAAAUGAUGAAGAAGGAAGAUUGCUUUCAUAAGAACCUCAUUGAUGAUCAGGAAUUAAAAAAGCGAUCUCAAAAACAGCAAAUGAUCUUUGAUCAACAACAAAGAGAUAUUCAGGAACUAAAGCAUACUAUUAACUCCACAAAAGCUGGCAUGCAAUUCAUACAAAUGAAAUUUCAUGAAGAAUUCAACAAUCUUGGUAUGCAUAUUCAUGGGCUAGCUUAUGCCGCUUCUGGUUACCAUAGGGUUCUAGAAGAAAAUCGCAAGCUCUACAAUCAAGUGCAGGACCUUAAAGGAAGUAUCCGUGUUUAUUGCCGUGUGAGACCAUUCUUGAGUGGAUCAAGUUAUCUGAGCACUGUGGAUCAUAUAGAAGAUGGAAACAUCACCAUCAACACCCUGUCAAAGUAUGGUAAAGGAUGCAAGUCCUUCACCUUCAAUAAAGUCUUUGGGCAAUCUGCAACUCAAGCGGAGGUUUUUUCUGAUAUGCAGCCACUGAUUCGGUCAGUUCUUGAUGGAUACAAUGUUUGCAUAUUUGCAUACGGCCAAACGGGGUCGGGAAAAACUUACACAAUGGCCGGACCUAAAGACUUGACGGAGAAAAAUCAAGGUGUUAAUUAUAGGGCAUUGGGUGAUUUGUUUCUUCUAGCAGAACAAAGAAAGGAUACCUUCCGCUAUGAUGUUUCUGUUCAGAUGAUUGAAAUUUAUAAUGAGCAAGUCAGGGAUCUCCUUGUUACAGAUGGAAGUAACAAAAGAUUAGAAAUAUACAACAGUUCUCAGACAGGUCUCAAUGUACCAGAUGCAAGCCUCAUGCAUGUUUCUUCAACAUCUGAUGUUAUUGAUCUAAUGAACCUUGGACAAAGGAAUCGUGCAGUUGGUGCAACAGCCCUAAAUGACCGUAGUAGCCGUUCUCAUAGUUGCCUGACUGUCCAUGUUCAAGGAAGAGAUUUAACAUCUGGAACUAUUCUCCGUGGCUGCAUGCAUCUUGUUGAUCUUGCAGGAAGUGAGAGAGUAGACAAGUCCGAGGUAACUGGAGAUCGACUAAAAGAGGCACAGCACAUAAACAAAUCUCUGUCAGCUUUAGGAGAUGUGAUUGCUUCCCUUGCCCAAAAGAAUCCACAUGUUCCAUAUAGAAACAGCAAACUCACUCAACUUCUACAAGAUUCACUUGGAGGGCAGGCCAAGACACUAAUGUUUGUUCACAUAAGCCCUGAGCCUGAUGCCUUAGGUGAAACAAUAAGUACUCUCAAAUUUGCGGAGCGUGUGGCUACUGUUGAACUUGGUGCUGCCCGAGUGAACAAAGACACUGCAGACGUUAAAGAACUCAAAGAACAGAUUACUAGCCUUAAGGCAGCUUUGGCAAGGAAAGAGGGAGAAACAGAGCAAAGUCAGCAUUCUAUAUCUGGCAGCUCUGGAAAAAACCAAACAAAGGCUAGUGACUUAUCGCCCUUUAAUCCUAGUGAGCAGAUUGGAAAUAUGUUGGGGGCCAGACAACCCAUGGGUGAUGUGGGCAACAUUGAGGCGUGCACCAACUCUACAUUGAGGCAAAAGAGGCAAAGCUUUGAUCUUGAUGAGAUAUUAGCAAAUUCACCUCCCUGGCCUCCUGUUAUCAGUUCUGCCCAAAACUUUAGGGUUGAUGAUAAAGAACCGGGCUCAGGUGAUUGGGUGGAUAAGGUUAUGGUGAACAAGCAAGAUGCCAUUAACAGAGUAGGAAACCCCCUAGGAUGUUGGGAAGCAGAAAAUAGGAACUUGUCUGAUGUCUUUUACGAGAAGUAUCUGCAAGAUUCUUCAAAGAUUUACCCAGAACAAUCAUAUAAUAUGUUCAUGGGGGGUAACAGGUUCAACGUGGUUGGUGCUGAUGGCAUAGAUGAUCUUGAUGCUGCUACCAGUGACUCAUCCGAGCCUGAUUUGCUUUGGCAAUUCAAUCAGUCCAAACUUAGCAGCAUAUCCAAUGGGAUUGAGUCAAAGACCAAGAAACCUACUUCAAAGUCAGCAAGGAACCCAGAACUGAGCAAAAAUUUACAUCCUAUGUCAGGGCCAUCACCAUCUAGGAAACUAGCGAAAGGAGUUGGCCAGCCUCUGCAUCGAAAUGGGAGGCAGCCAGCUCCUGCUGAUGGGAAACGCAAAACCGCAAGUAGAAAAUAACAAGAAAAUACCAUUAUAACCACGUUGGAGUGAUUUCUGAUUCUUUUUCUUUUAUUUUAUUUUUUCUUCUAUAUUUGUUAGAGAGAGAGAGGUAUUCAAUAUACAGAUAAUUUUUUUUCUUUUAUUGUAAUUUUUAUGGUAUAGUUAAAUGCAGCAAUAACUCCAGUUGCUUCUCGUUUUCUAAAGACAAGUUGUGUAGAUGCGUCCUGCCUGCUUGGUUUUUUGACGUAUUUUGUGUAAAGACUGUUUUCCACCAUUCUUUAAUGUUAAAAGAACAAGUAACCAUUCUUGUGGCUGUUUCAAUUCCUACAUUUCUACCUCAAAGAAAACAGCAUAUACUGAGUUUUGACUAGCAACGAUGAAAGACCAUAAACGUUCUCAGUUGGAACUCAAUGAGCUUUGAAGUUGCGAAUUCACCAAGUACUUAAAAAGUUUGGUAGCUUCAUUUGUUAUUUUGAGUGCUGA
Messenger RNA from Durio zibethinus, 4525 nucleotides. Its product is annotated as kinesin-like protein KIN-14I. Gene Ontology annotation, cellular component: microtubule cytoskeleton. Gene Ontology annotation, molecular function: ATP binding; microtubule motor activity; microtubule binding. Gene Ontology annotation, biological process: microtubule-based movement. The record is from RefSeq and is a predicted model, not a curated record. NCBI's taxonomy places the organism in Eukaryota, Viridiplantae, Streptophyta, Magnoliopsida, Malvales, Malvaceae.